AUGGGCAUCGUUCCGUCGAAGAACGUCAACAUUGGUGAGCUUGAGGCGCAGCUGCUUAAAGCUAAUCCGAUAUUGGAAGCAUUUGGUAAUGCGAAGACUAUAAAAAACGACAACUCAUCCCGAUUUGGAAAAUUCGUCCGAAUUAAUUUUGACACCUCUGGUUUCAUUGCUGGCGCGAAUAUUGAAACAUGUAUCCUUUUUGUUUGGCGUGGCCACUGA
Molecule: messenger RNA, 219 nt
Organism: Dicrocoelium dendriticum
Lineage: Eukaryota; Metazoa; Platyhelminthes; Trematoda; Plagiorchiida; Dicrocoeliidae
Source: the annotation of a GenBank genome assembly